UUACGGCAGCCGGGAGGAGGAAGGUCGCGGCGGCGGCGGCGCUUUCCGGCAGGAGCGGGAUGAGCUUUUACGACAUGUUCCGGGGCUUCUUCGGGUUCCCGGGGGCGCGCAGGCCCCGGGACCCGCUCUUCGGCGAGGCGGCGUGGGACGAGGAGGACGACGAUGGCGACGGCGACAGCUGGGCCCCGCCGCGGCCCCCCGAGCACUUCGGCUUCGGCAGCUUCGAGGAGCUGCUGCGCGACAUGGGCGACAUCCUGGGCUCCCUCGGGGGUGCCUGGGCCAGCCCCCCCCAGCCCUUCGGGCCCGCCCUGCCCGGCCCCAGCGAGGACGGCGUGGGGCGGCCGCUGCGGGACUCCAUGCUGAAGCACCCGGACGGUCCAGCGCCCCCGGGAGGCCCCGGCGCCGCCCGCGAGCCACCCUGGAGACCCUUCGUGGGGCUGGAAGACCCUCAGCCGGCUGCUCCUGGCCUCAAGGAAGAUCAAGAUCUGGACUCCCAGGUCUCCUCUGCGGGGCUGGGGACCAUCCUGCGACCGGACGAGCCAAAGCCCCGCUCUUAUUUCCGGAGCAUCUCUGUCACCAAAGUGACGCUUCCUGAUGGGGCGGUGGAGGAGCGCCGGACCGUGCAGGACAGCCAGGGCCGCCGGGAGACGACGGUGACGCGCCGCAGGGGCGACCAGGCCUUCAUCACCACCACCACGGAGGACGGGGAGAGCAGAGACUACCACGAGGAGGUGGUCAACAUGGACGACCGGGAGCUGGCGCAGUUCGCAGGCACCUGGCAGCAGCGCGACGAGCUCCGCGCGCCCGGCCCGAGCAGCUCCUCGUCCCUGCUGAGCCGCCUCUUCCGACGCUGGUUCUCCGGCUCGUAGCUGCGCCCUCCCGCCGAGCGGUGCUGGGAGCCUCCGUGCGUACGGGGCAGGCCGCGGCGGGGCUGGGCAGCCCGCGGUCCCGCUCUGCCCCACGGACCUGCUCCGUCGGGGAAGGCCAGGGGCCGCGGGGAUGUGCCUGGGGGGCAGCUGCGGUGGACUCGCGGCAGGCGGCCGGGGCCGUGUCCCCCCGAGCGGUCACGUUGGGGGCCAGGGCUGCCCUGUGGCACACCCCCGGCAGGGUGGCGGGAUGUGGCCCCUCCUCACGGCCCGUUUUCAUUGCAGACGUGUCCGAGCCGGCUGGGACCCGGCGCCGGGGCGGGGGCUGCCUUCCAGGGUGCCGCUGAGCCGCUGCCCCGCGUGGGGCUGAGCGUGUGCGCGCGCGUGUGCAGAACAAUAAAGUCUAUUUAUGCUAA
Rhea pennata is the source of this 1282-nucleotide messenger RNA. RefSeq names its product HCLS1 associated protein X-1 (gene HAX1). The transcript has 7 exons. Gene Ontology annotation, cellular component: sarcoplasmic reticulum; mitochondrion; clathrin-coated vesicle. Gene Ontology annotation, biological process: regulation of actin filament polymerization; negative regulation of apoptotic process. The coding region runs from base 60 to 869 and encodes 269 amino acids. The record is from RefSeq and is a predicted model, not a curated record. NCBI's taxonomy places the organism in Eukaryota, Metazoa, Chordata, Aves, Rheiformes, Rheidae.